Molecule: messenger RNA, 1474 nt
Organism: Penicilliopsis zonata CBS 506.65
Lineage: Eukaryota; Fungi; Ascomycota; Eurotiomycetes; Eurotiales; Aspergillaceae
Exons: 4
Coding region: 304-1308 (334 amino acids)
Biological process (GO): purine nucleobase biosynthetic process
Cellular component (GO): cytosol
Molecular function (GO): methylenetetrahydrofolate dehydrogenase (NAD+) activity; methylenetetrahydrofolate dehydrogenase (NADP+) activity
Source: RefSeq, a predicted model, not a curated record
CCUGUACUAUUCUAUUCGUGUCUCUGUCCUUGUCCUAUCUCCCUGCCUCUUCUAAACAGAGCUACAAUAUGAUUUCCUUUGUUACCCGUCCAUGGCGAUUACAUGUAGGACUGCCGUAGAUGUCGAUUUUGACUUUGGGGGAACUGCUUGAUGUAUGCGGUAGCUCGAUCGAGUUGUUAUCGAUAAGCCAAGAGCCAUUUCGUAUCAAAUUUUCAUCGAUACCCCUCUUCGACUCAAUCCGGUCUACAAGCGCGUCUGCUGCAUAUUUAUUCUAGGAGAAACAGACUACUCUCUUCCGCGCUCAUGGCGUCUACGACAGACUCGGCACCUGCGCCCUGCAAGGUUGUGCUGGCAAAGAACGUUGCCAAUCGCCUGCUCGCAGAGGUUGAUGAAGGCGUCAAGACUCUCGAGAAGCCCCCUCAUCUCGUGGGGUUUCUAGCGAACAACGACCCUGCGGCGCUCAUGUACGCCCAGUGGACGGACAAGACUUGUCAAGAAAAUGGAUUCCGCUAUUCCCUACGUCAAAUCGAGCGGGACGACAUUGAAGAAGCUAUCCUCGCCGCCAACGCUGACCCUGAAGUCGACGGCAUCAUCGUAUACUACCCCAUUUUCAACAACCGUCAAGACCAAUAUCUGCAGCAGAUCGUGGACGUAUCAAAGGAUGUCGAGGGCCUUAGUCACCGUUACAUCUUCAAUAUGUAUCAAAACGUGCGUUUCCUAGACCCGGCAACCAAACGCCAGAAGUCCAUCCUUCCCUGCACGCCACUCGCCGUGGUCAAGAUCCUGGAAUACCUCAAUAUCUACAACACCAUUCUUCCCCACGGCAACCGCCUCUUUGGUCACACUAUCUGCGUCGUCAACCGCUCCGAGGUGGUCGGCAGACCGCUCGCCGCGCUGCUGGCCAACGACGGUGCAUGCGUGUACAGCGUGGACAUCACCGGCGUGCAGAAGUUCACUCGUGGCGAGGGCCUCAACAAACGCACACAUGAAGUCCACGAUAUGGAGGGCUGGACCAUCAAGGACGCGGCACCUCUCUGCGAUGUCGUCAUCACCGGUGUCCCAGGCGAGUCGUACAAGUUUGACACCAGCCUCUUGAGAGAGGGCGCCGUCUGUGUCAACUUUUCCAGCGAAAAGAACUUUGGUCCCGAGGUGAAGCAGAAGGCUUCGAUCUUUGUCCCAUCGAUUGGCAAGGUUACAAUCGUGGUCCUGCAGAGGAACCUUCUGAGGCUCAUUCAAAACAAGCGUCUGGACGACGUCAAGCCUGCAGCAGCCACUGAACGACCGGGAACUUUAGAAGCCGAUUCGUAAAUCUUAUUUGCCAUCUUGAAAAAGAAAACAAAAUAGAAAACAUACUCGAUACUGAUCUAUUAACAAGAUGUUUACGACUUUAAAAUUUACCCCAGUUACGCCCUUCUUCAUACUACUCAUUCCUAUAUGGAUCUAGAAUAUAUAUAUAAAUAAAAGCGGUUCUGGU